This is a messenger RNA of Gekko japonicus, 1586 nucleotides long. RefSeq names its product ring finger protein 24 (gene RNF24). Gene Ontology annotation, cellular component: endomembrane system. Gene Ontology annotation, molecular function: ubiquitin protein ligase activity; zinc ion binding. NCBI's taxonomy places the organism in Eukaryota, Metazoa, Chordata, Lepidosauria, Squamata, Gekkonidae. The record is from RefSeq and is a predicted model, not a curated record. The transcript is spliced from 6 exons. The coding region runs from base 93 to 581 and encodes 162 amino acids.
GGCGCUCUCUCUUUGCCUGCUACUGUUUCUGUGUGCUUCUCUCUGGGCUUUUCAGAAUCUCUUUCUUUUCCUGUAAAAGAGUAGCUUUACAGAUGUCCAUCUCCGCUCAGAUGCCCAAUUUCAUACCAUCCAUGAGCUCAGACUUCCAGCAUUACAGUUUCAGGAUGCCAAAUAUUGGAUUCCAGAACCUGCCUCUCAACAUAUACAUUGUGGUCUUCGGUACGGCAAUAUUCGUCUUCAUCCUCAGUUUGCUCUUCUGCUGCUAUCUGAUCAGGCUUCGACAUCAAGCCCACAAAGAGCUCUAUGCUUACAAACAGGUUAUUCUAAAGGAAAAAGUAAAAGAACUUAACUUGCACGAGAUCUGUGCUGUUUGUUUGGAGGAAUUUAAGCCCAAAGAUGAACUGGGGAUCUGUCCGUGCAAACAUGCCUUCCACAGAAAGUGCCUCAUCAAGUGGCUGGAGGUCCGCAAGGUGUGCCCGCUUUGCAACAUGCCCGUCCUUCAGCUGGCCCAGCUUCACAGCAAGCAGGAUCACCCCGGUCCUCCGCAGGAGCCCCUGCCCGGGGCGGCAAACCUUGUAUAGCUUCCCCCGCGAGAUGCACUUUUCUGGCACGCCUGAUUGCCCAUCGGACUCUUUCAGAGACUUUCCCGCCGCCAACCACGUGUCUUGCGGCCUCGGAGGCUCUUCCAGGAUUCCCUUUGUCUCAUGAAGAACUCCCAGGAUGCCCUUGGAGGGGAGAAAGGCCGGAUGCCGGGACUGUGGACACACCUGUAGUGCAACGCCCGCCAGUGCAACAAGAAGGCCCAGUGGGAAGUCUCUGGGUUCACUUUUCUUUUCUUUUUGAAGAGCACUUUACAAACAGGUGCAUCUCUCCAGGCACCCGUGACUCGCGUUGGAUCAGGUGGUGGACAAACCCAAAGCCGUCUAAGGGAGACAGAAGUCGAGAUGAGCAAACUCCCUGCACGUGUGGGGAAUGUUUGUCUUUGCCUCAUGGAACAAAAAACGAGACUCUGCGCGCUCUUUGCUGUGCCCCGCGAUUCCACCGCCCCCUGGUGGUUACCUCAUACCGAAUUGCCUGUGGCUUUUGGAACCGUCAACGGCAAGGCAGAAUCUAGAUGUUGCUGUUGGAUCCGGGAUGCUUGUCAGUGCUGUUGUGUCUGUUGUGGGGAGGGGAAGGGCAAGGAGUUUGUAAACCGCUCUGAGACUCCAAGUGAAGGGCGGGGUAUAAAUCCAAUCUCUUCUUCUUCUUCCUCUUCCUCUCGGGCUGGGGUGCAGCAGCGAAACUCCCUUGCAGCCUCGGAGGAAGAGUUAGUGCUUAUUAGAGACAGUGGUUCGGAGAAUCCACAAGGCAGCACAGAAAACAUUUCGUUCGAGAGGCCAAUUGUUCACCAGUGGCCCGAUUGGAACUGUAAGGCACUUGAACACGCACACCCCUGGUCCCCGACUAAAAAUAAACGAUCCCUUAAGUGCCCUAAAGAGAGAAACAAAUUUCCUAGGUUAUUCAUCGACAAUUUCUUCACCCGUGAGACCCAAGGGAGAACAAGGGGGCCCCUUCAGCAUCCCAGCGAGAGGGGCCACAGGCGCUUG